AGGUGUCCGCUUCUUAAAUCUCACUUCUCUCCCCCUCUCUCUCUCUCAAGCUGAGGAAACCAAAGCUCAGAUCCGAUACUCUCCAAGCUCAAAAUGUCCAAUAGUUUUGACAAGUUUGAGAGCUGGAAUGGAGAAUUUGGGGCCAAUUUUUCUUCGAAUCAGGAGAAGAAUCAAUGGUGACAUCACACUGGGAGCUUCUCUUCAGUAUCUAUAGGCCUCUUCCUGUAAGCUAGCCAUGAAUCCCUCCAAGCUCUUUGUUUUAGUUCCUUUUCUUGUCCACUUAUUAUCUAUCUCUGCUCCUGCGCUUGCUGAUCUAAAUUCUGACCAGCAAGCUCUUCUUACCUUUGCUGCUCAAAUCCCUCAUGAACGGGAACUUAACUGGAAUUUGAGCAAUCCAAUUUGCUCUUCCUGGGUCGGAAUCUCAUGUAACUCGGGGAAAACCCGUGUUGUUACCCUCCGGCUACCGGGUAUUGGUCUCCUUGGCCCAAUCCCUUUAAACACAAUUGGGAAGCUUGAUGCUCUUCAGGUCCUUAGCCUUCGAUCUAACCGCCUUACUGUAAAUCUCCCUUCUGAUAUCCCUUCAAUCCCUUCUUUGCUUUCUCUUUUCCUUCAACACAAUAACUUGUCUGGAGAAAUACCAUCAUCACUUUCUUCUAGCAUCACGUUCUUAGACCUCUCAUUUAACUCCUUCAGUGGAAAAAUUCCUCUAUCAAUUCAAAAUCUCACUGAACUAACUGCAUUGUAUCUUCAAAACAACUCCUUGUCUGGUUCGAUUCCUGAUCUUAAAGCCCCAAGACUCAGACGUUUGAACUUGAGUUAUAACAACCUUAGUGGCUCCAUACCACCUUCUCUUCGGAACUUUCCAAAAGAGUCAUUUUUGGGAAAUCCUCUCCUCUGUGGACCUCCUCUGGCACAAUGCUUUGGAAUUCCUCCUCCAUCUCCACCAUUAUCUCCUCCCCCUGCUCUCCCCCCAAAACAUAAGAAAAACUUUUGGAAGAGAUUAAGCUUAAGAGCCAUAAUUGCAAUUGCUGCCGGAAUAUUGGCUCUACUAGUCGUUCUUGCAAUAGUUCUCUUGGUAUGCCUCUUGAAGAGAAGGAGAGAGACGACAAGUGGAAGAGAAUCAAAAGGGAAGGCUGUUGCUGGUGGAAGGAGUGAAAAGCAACCUAAAGAGGAGUAUAGCAGCGGAGUACAAGAAGCCGAGAGGAACAAGCUCGUUUUCUUCGAGGGCUGUUCUUAUAAUUUUGACUUGGAAGAUUUAUUGAGAGCUUCGGCUGAAGUACUUGGAAAAGGGAGUUAUGGAACGACAUAUAAGGCGGUUCUUGAAGAUGGAACCACAGUGGUUGUAAAGAGAUUGAAAGAAGUGGUGGUAGGAAAGAAGGAAUUUGAGCAACAGAUGGAGAUAAUAGGAAGGGUUGGGCAACAUCCGAAUGUUGUGCCUCUUCGUGCUUAUUAUUACUCGAAGGAUGAGAAGCUUCUUGUUUAUGAUUACAUGCCUACUGGCAAUUUCUCAACCCUCCUUCAUGGAAGUCGUGUAGCAGAAAAAACCCCGUUAAAUUGGGAAACCAGAGUAAAAAUCUCACUAGCAGCAGCCCGUGGCUUAGAGCACAUUCACUCUGAAGGCAGCGGAAAACUCGCCCAUGGCAACAUCAAAUCCAACAACGUUCUCCUAACUCAAGAUCUCGAAGCUUGCGUCUCAGAUUUCGGCCUUGCUUCCAUGAUGAGCUCUCCAGCCACUCCCUCAAGGGUUGUUGUCGGCUAUCGAGCUCCAGAAACAAUCGAAACCCGUAAAUUCACCCAAAAAUCCGAUAUUUACAGUUUCGGCGUUCUACUUCUUGAAAUGUUAACGGGUAAAGCGCCGCUACAAUCUCCAGGACGCGAUGAUGUUGUGGAUUUACCGAGAUGGGUUCAGUCUGUUGUUCGAGAGGAGUGGACUGCUGAGGUUUUUGAUGUGGAUUUGAUGAAAAAUCAGAAUAUUGAAGAUGAAAUGGUGCAAAUGUUGCAGAUUGCAAUGGCUUGUGUUGCUAAAUCUCCUGAUCAAAGGCCUAAAAUACAGGAGGUAAUUAGGAUGAUUGAGGAGGUGAGAUCGUCUGAUUCGGAGACGAGGCCGUCUUCAGAAGAGAAAUAUAAAGAAUCUAGUGUGCAAACACCGUGAGAGGGAGGAAACAUUGGUUUUUUCAUUGAUCUGAUUUUGGAGUUGUGAUUUUUUUGUGCAGAAUUUGAUAGGAUUUGUUUAUGAUUGUAAGUUGUAACAAUGUGGCAUUUGUGUUCAAAUCAUUUCAAUCGUCUUAUUGCUUUGUCUGGCAGGAUUAAAUUGAGGUAAAAAGGAAGUUUAUUUGUAAGGAUUACUAAUUUUCAAAUGGUUAUAUAACAGGUAAGUUUAUC
This is a messenger RNA of Asparagus officinalis (garden asparagus), 2382 nucleotides long. RefSeq names its product probable inactive receptor kinase At5g58300. Gene Ontology annotation, biological process: protein phosphorylation. The record is from RefSeq and is a predicted model, not a curated record. The transcript has 4 exons. The coding region runs from base 236 to 2152 and encodes 638 amino acids. Gene Ontology annotation, molecular function: protein kinase activity; ATP binding; protein binding. Lineage: Eukaryota; Viridiplantae; Streptophyta; Magnoliopsida; Asparagales; Asparagaceae.